Molecule: messenger RNA, 2788 nt
Organism: Orcinus orca (killer whale)
Lineage: Eukaryota; Metazoa; Chordata; Mammalia; Artiodactyla; Delphinidae
Gene: IQCH
Product: IQ motif containing H
Exons: 19
Molecular function (GO): protein binding
Source: RefSeq, a predicted model, not a curated record
CCAUGGGGACGAGCUCCCUCCGCAGCAGGUUCCGGCGCCUGGAGACCUCGCCUCCUCCGGGAGGUAGCCCCGCCCGGCUGUAGGCAUGGCCCAGGAGACGGAAGACUACGACCCCAUCGGAUCCAUAUUAAUCCAGGUCCAAGAAGAACUUUAUCAAUUAAAGGAGAAAUUAACAAAAUUCCCACAUGAGGAAAAAGGCGAAACUCUUGACAUUCAGAAUCUUGAAACAGCAAUCAAAAGGACUGAAAUGGGGUUAAAAAUUCACAUCGAGAAGUAUUUAAAUGUUGUACACCAACGUGUUUUAACAACUCCUAUUGAUGAUAUCUUAUAUUCUUCUCGCGCUUCCAAAUGGUUGCUUCCAGCUGUAAUUGAUCAGAAAUCAUUUAUUUUCCCUCUGGAAUCUGAGGGGAAACUUUGGCAACCCCCAAGACAGCACAGUUCACUUCCACAUGCCUUUCCAAGAGUAAAGCGAAAGACAGGGUUGAAUAUAAAAAUCAUGCAGGAUCCUGAAAACAUCCACCACAGAGCUGCUGUAAAUGCGACCUAUGGAAUCAGUUUGCCAUGUAUUAAUCAGAGAAAAGCAUGUGUGAAGGCUCAGAAGUUAAUAAAAGGGUCCACCAUAUCCAACCUCACGGUUCUGCCAGCUUCUCAACGCACGAAUCCCUAUUUCACCCCUGUGCCAGUCUUACAAGUGGAUGCCAAUAAAGGUAUUUUAAGUAUGAGAGAACAAGGAUUGAUUCCACCAACAGCAAGAAUUACCUUUCAGAAUCCACCCAUUACACCCAGAGCGGCUCCUCUGCGUAGUUUUGAUGAAGCACGUAAGAUUUUGACUACCGCCCCUUUCGCUACACCCCAGAGAACACAAUCGAUUCCAGCGGAAGUGAAGACUCCCUCUCUCAGGAAACAAAGAUCAAAGGCCAUGAAAGUGACAACACCUUCUAAGGCUCUGAAAUCACCAUGGGAUUAUGACUUUUUUAUUUAUAAUGGUGCUGUAGACAAGACAGCCCCAGACUUCUUAGCGUUCAAGGAGCAUUUCAGUUUGUCUUGGGGAAGUAUUUUUUCUCUCUUGGAACACAUCGAGAAGUUUCUCAGGAACUAUGCGAUACCAGAAGUCAAAAUAAAAGGGAACAGUUUAGUAGCGCUCCUUCCAGAGUUUGAGCUGAAGAAUAAACUUACCAGAUACGACUUUCUCUCAGUGUUAGAGAACCCAGCUCACAUCCAAAUGAUGUUAAAUCUUCCCGGGCAAAGAUACAAGGGCCGAGAUGGAAAGACAGAGGCUGCCAUGAAGAUCCAAGCCACAUGGAAAUGCUACAAAGCAAGAAGAUUCUUCCUUGUUUAUCACCGGCAGAAGUGGGCAUCAGGUGUGAUCACCGUUGCAUGGCUCUUACAUCGCCAUAAGACCCGGCUGAGGAAGCUCCUGAAGGAAUCACGUGAAAGACACCUGGAGAAUUUCCGCGUUCGAGCCAAGCAUCUGGCAGCCAACUGGAAUCGCAUCAGGACCUCCAGGAGGACUAUUAUCCAUAUCCCAUCAUUAGGGUAUUCCCAGCCUGUGCGACAAAAUAUUGACGACUUCAGCACGCAGCAGAACAUGCAGCUGGGGAGGCUGUGUGACAUCUUAGAUGCCAACGUAAACGUCAUCUACAUCUGCUCCCAUCGAAUGAAUGACGAGUUGCUGCUGUAUUACAAUAAAAUCCUGAGUCUACAGGCAGCUGUCAAAUCAGGGAAUCUUAAGGACAGAAGUGACCUGCGGGACAGGUUCAAAAUUAUCACCCCUGAAGCUAUAAGCAUCUUCACUAUAAUAGAACAGGUGAGUCAGCUGGUCAUUGAUCACCUGGAAAUCCAACGCUGGCUCUUUAAAAUGGACUAUGAGUUUGGAGGAAAUGGGACUGCAUUUUGUGACAUUCCAUCCCACCUAAAGUGCUACAAGUGGGUCCUAAAGGAGAGUCACAGAUACGGCCGUGAAGACUGGAGAAAGAAAUGGGCACAAGAGCCAGCUUUGGUGAAGAUCUCCGAGGAGCUGGCGGGCGUUUUAGCACAGCACGCACAGCCAGUCAAUGAGAAACGGUUCCCGACAUGGAGGAAAUUCCUCCAAACAUUUCUCAGUCAAGGAGGCGUGAUCGAAGCAUACCCCCCUUCAGAGUGCGUCACCAACCUGACAGUAGACAUGCUGAUAGAACCCAAUGGGGGAAUCAGGAUACUGUCAACAGGGGACCAGUUUCAUGCCGAAGGCCCCUUCAUCUCCUCUGGGACCACCAUGCCUCAGACCUCAUUGGAUCCCCAAGUUCUCAGUUCUUUGUGCCUUCAAAUUGGAAAUGCUUGUAAAAUGAAAAACGUGAUUGGUUACUUUUCCAUCAACCUGGUGACUUUUAUUGAUCCAAGGACCAUGGAGCAGCAGGUGUGGGCAACAGGCCUCAACCUCUCAUACAGUGACCAGCUGGCCCUGACUCAGCUCACCUUAUACUUGACCAACGGCCACCUGGAUUGCAGUUUGAGCACCCUUGAAGUGCCCCGCUUUGUUCCCAAGGAAGACAAGAAAAUGAGCCACCUAAAUGCUGCGGCAAUGCCGAUGGUUGCAACCAGUCGCUAUGCGGUGAUGAGCACCAAGCUGAGGCACGACAAUCUCUCUCUGAUUUUCCACUAUGUUUUUCUCCAGAUGUGUAAGGCCCAUGGCAUCGGCUAUGAUAUUGAGAACAAUCGGUGAGGAUCUCCAGGGGGUCCUCAUGACCUUUGCUCGCAAUCUCUUCAUCAUCCAUCAAGAAAUAUCAGCACCUAAUAUGGAAGGCGAGAC